Messenger RNA from Neocloeon triangulifer, 1269 nucleotides. RefSeq lists its product as uncharacterized. Lineage: Eukaryota; Metazoa; Arthropoda; Insecta; Ephemeroptera; Baetidae. The transcript has 3 exons. The coding region runs from base 1 to 1269 and encodes 422 amino acids. The record is from RefSeq and is a predicted model, not a curated record.
AUGUUCUACAGAAUCUGCGCCCCCUACGUCUCUCCCCAAAACAUCAAAUUCGCCAACCUUUACUGGCAGGUACAGGAAAUGACCGAAUUCAACUCAACCUUCUACCUUUUCGGCGCCUACCUGGAUGAACGCAAGUUGGCCCUGAAGGGCAAGAGGCCUGUUGUGCGAAUUUUAACCCUGAGCACCACCUUUCUGAACUCAUCUAGGUCAGCGUUCUGCCAGUUUUGGUACAGUGGUGCAAACCAAGCAGCCCAUUCAAAGGUCACGUCGUUUAACUACGCGUGGAAGGUCGAGUGGGGUGGCAUGACACACGCUACUGUGUACCCUUACCUGGUCGCCUGCCCGAUUCCACCUGGUUAUGGGGAUAAGGUGCCGGAUUCUGUUUCCCUGGUCCAGCGAAAGUGCGACAAAGCCACAAAUAACAUCAGGGUCGUCUUCAACCCUUUGCCAAAGGAUGAGAAGAAGAAGGAUUUCGCUGUUUGCGUAAAAGGGAUGUACCUAAGCAACAACCCUGCUGCCGCCCUUAGGCUGGCCGAGUGGACAGAAUUGGUCCACAAUAACAUCUCUAGUGUGCUGGAGUACUACCAGACGGUAGAUAAUGUCGAGGUGAUUCCCAUUACGAUGCCAGGUUACUUCACCAACAACCCCUAUGAGUUGAACGAGUUUAUAAAAAAACAAGUUAUUCUUCGACGAGGAAUGGAUGCGAUUAUGCACAACGACUGCUUGUACCGUAAUCUGUACCUUUACAACUAUGUCAGCAUAUUUGACAUUGACGAAAUAAUUUUGCCACUGAGCGUUGAAUCGUGGGGCGACCUGAUAUACCAGAAAGGUAUACCUCAGGCGAGAGCUGAUAACAAACGCAAGGUGGCUGCUUUCCUGGCACGCAACGUCCUUUUCAUGGACGGCAGACCUGAACCUGCGAUAGACAUACCUGCCCAUAUGCACAUGCUGAGCCACGUGCGGCGAAAUUUGCAGCACGACGGCGACAAUAUGACGGGCUUAAUUACUUUCAAGACUUUCCAAAGCACCGAAAGGGUGCUGUCGGCGCAAACGCACCACCCCAUCGAGUGUCUCGGAGGCGUCGAGUGCGAAAUUUUCACCUUCAACCUAGAAGACGCUCAUUUGCAGCAGUACUGCAUCGGUAUAAUAAAGAGAGCGUGCAGAACGAAUGACACGUACUUGACCCUGGACACUUCCAUCUGGAGGUUCAAGGACAGACUAAUUACUGCAUCCGAACGCGUACUCAGGGAAACGAGAAUACUCAAUUAG